Anguilla rostrata (American eel) is the source of this 3459-nucleotide messenger RNA. It is a transcript of the gene bdh1, whose product is annotated as 3-hydroxybutyrate dehydrogenase, type 1. Gene Ontology annotation, biological process: steroid metabolic process. NCBI's taxonomy places the organism in Eukaryota, Metazoa, Chordata, Actinopteri, Anguilliformes, Anguillidae. The coding region runs from base 423 to 1508 and encodes 361 amino acids. Gene Ontology annotation, cellular component: intracellular membrane-bounded organelle. The record is from RefSeq and is a predicted model, not a curated record. Gene Ontology annotation, molecular function: oxidoreductase activity. The transcript is spliced from 5 exons.
GUUUAACGAUAAGAAUAGCCUGGUUUGGAAUAGAACGUCAAGUUUCAGUGGUGGAACACAGAAUUGCAUUAAUUGAUAUAGGAUCUUUGGCGAAAGACUGGCAGAUGUAGCAGUAAUAACAGUGGGCAUUUUGCAGAAAGUGAAAACCUUAAAAGGGAGAAGAGGCCGGAAAUGGGGCGGGCCGGGAUAUUACUAUGCGAACGUUAGCUAGUGCCUCUGCAUGGUUACUGUUUCUGGGGGAGCUCGAAUUUGCUUUGGUUGUCUGAUCCUAGAUCACUAGGCGCUGGGUUAAUGAAUCAAUUUAAGGGAACUGUUGCCUAAGUCAAAGAUCGGAGCUGUUCUGUUAAGCAACGUUAAAGAACUGGCAAGUAACGUUCACCUGAUUAUUUAAGAUUAUAGCCUAAAUUCCGACAGCCACGAAAAUGUGUGCACUCCCACUGAGACGUGUAGCAGUUCUUAUUUUAUUUUCAGUGACUUUAACAGUAACUUUAGGUUUCGGUCUCCCUGCUUUAUUAAAUUAUUUCGCCAUGUUAUGUGGGCUUCCCGAAGCUAACGUGGCGGAAUGCAUCGUGGGGGUGUAUUUAUUUUUCGUUCUUUACGUCGCGAUGCCACCAAUUCCCAGGGGAUCUGUGAAGACUGAGGGAAAGGCUGUGUUCAUUACUGGCUGUGACACCGGAUUUGGAUUUGCCCUGGCACAAUACCUCCAUAAGCUGGGCUUUACUGUCUUUGCCGGAUGCCUUCUGAAGGACAAGGGUGGAGAUGGGGCCAAGGAGCUGGAGGAGCUGCACUCAGACAGGAUGAAGGUGGUGCAGCUGGACGUUUGCAGUGAGGACCAGGUCGCCGAGGCAGCAGAGUUCGUCAGAGGCAACUUGGAGGACCCUGAGAGAGGUCUGUGGGCUGUGGUGAACAACGCAGGAGUUUCCACUUUUGGAGACGUGGAGUUCACCAGCAUGGAAACCUACAAGCAGAUUUCAGAGGUGAAUCUCUGGGGCACCAUCAGGGUUACCAAGGCUCUGCUGCCCCUCAUUCGCAAGGCCAAAGGUCGAGUGGUGAACCUGGCGAGCAUGUACGGCCGAAUGGGAAACGCCAUGCGCUCCCCGUACUGCGUGUCCAAAUACGGCGUGGAGGCCUUCUCCGACUGCCUCCGGUACGAGAUGAAGCCGUGGCAGGUGAAAGUCGUCGUGGUCGAGCCGGGAAACUUCGUCGCCGCCACGGGGAUCCUGAACCGCGACGUCGUGGCGGCCACGGCUGAGAAGCUGUGGAGCGAGGCGCCUCCUGGCGUCCAGGAGGAUUAUGGGAAAGCCAAAUUCGAGCAGCGCGUGGCCACAGUGCGCUCCUACUGCAACUGUGGCCCGAAGGACAUGACGCCCGUCAUUCAUGCCAUCGCGGACGCCGUCCGGUCCAGUCGUCCCUUCACCCGCUACAACCCCAUGGAGGUGCACUGGUGGAUAAGGAUGCUGGUUAUGACCCACCUGCCAGCCGCCAUCUCUGAUUGGCUGUACUUCUGAAGGACGCUCCUGUUCAAAUAUGUAGUUACUGUAGAGUUGGAGUCCGUUCCAUUUCAAUGCAGUCAAUUCAGGAAAUGCACUGAAAUGUGAUUAACUCAUUGAAAAGUACUCAUCGAACAAUGUAGCCAGUUUUCAAUUCAUAACUUGUAUUUCAGUUCUUCCUGAAUUAGCUGAAUUUAAAUGGCAGGAACACCAACCCCAAACACUAAUCAGGGUGAUGAUCAGGGUCAACUAAAUGAGUUAAAGGGGUGCCGUCCAUUUGCAACAAAUUCUGUUUCAAAUAUAAAUAAAAUGAGAUAAGGAUCGCACUUCCAUAAAAUAUAAAGUAUCUUUUAUUUGCACAAACUUUUCAGGCAAAACGCCCUUCUUCAGCAUGUAAAAAGUACCAAACUGAAUUGCAGGUCAAAUAUCGUUCCCUUGGCUCAACUGGUUUGAUGACGUGCCGAUGAUAUGUACAUAAUAGGGCCAAUCACAUCCAAGAAAUCAGCAACAAACAAAACUCAAAUAAAACAAGCCAAUGACAACUCCUCAUUAAGGCCUUUUGGCAUUGAUGUAUCCAAAUAAUGGAUCCAAAAGGCUUCUCUCUGAGAAAAUUUUUUUCUGGAUUGCCACCCCAAUAUGGCAUCCUAAUAGCCUCAAUGCCCUAUGUAUUUAAGUUCACUCAGAUUAUGUUUGUAAUUGUUAAACUGUCUUGCCACUGAUGAUUGCUCAUCAUUUUUACAUAUGGAACAUUUGUGUUCACAAAUUCUUGUUUAAGCUCGCGUUUGGUUUUGCGUACAUAAAGCAAAUUACAUGGCCAUUUAAGCAAAUAAACCACAUAUUGGGUAUUGCUUGUGAUUUUGCCCUUUUAGGCUAGACGGCUCUCUGAUUUGGGCUUUAAUAAAUCCACUCUUUGAAUCUGACAUUUUAUUAAGAGUCUUUUCCACUAGUGUUGCAUUGUAACCUCUGUGUAACAUUUUUCUCAAAGACCUUUGGCCUGAAUUUCAAACACCUCAUCCGAAUCACAUUUAUGUCUAAACCUAAAAAAAUUGGCUGGAAUGAACUAUUCUUCUCAAAUUUCAAUUAUUAUAUCACUGAAAAUGUUUGCUGUUUGUAUUCCUGGUUUAUUCACUUUCUUUGUUGUAAUCAGUGGUAAAUGGACUCUUGUUUUUUCAAAAACUUUUCACCAGCUCAAUUUGCGAUGCAUAGAUGUUGUUUUCGGUUGGCAUGGUUAUUGUAAAGCACGGCAAUACUAUGCUUUUUUCCCUCUGUGCCUCUAUCAGGGUCUUUUGAAGGACCAAAAUAGUUGGCGCAUUUGCGCUUUUAAUUCUGUUUGAUGCCAUUGAGAUUAAAAGAGAAAGUAAAUGGUUUCUAUCACUUUUCAAUGAUGAAAACAGGCUUUGCUGUCAUUUUAACAUGCUGUGAAAAGUAUUUGGUUGGCGCUGUUUUUAAAUGGGCACUCUGCAUUUGCUUAUUAAAGGCAACUGAGAGAUUGUGUGCACAUAAAAGGCUGGAUGUACUCAGGCGAAUGUUGACUAAUAAAGAGUUUAUAUUUUUGUAGAAAUAUAAAACUUGUUUAUCUGAAAAGCCUGCUUAAAAUGGAUUAUAAUGACUCAGUUUUAUUUGGACUGUGGCCAAGGAUGGCCCAUCAUAGACUAUUCAGAAAUUAUUUUUUCAGUCAUUUGUGAAAAAUAAAUCUUAAUUUGCAGUUUGUUUUAAUAUUACAUUUGUAAACAUUUUAAACCUAUAGUCUCUCUACUAAUGUUUUGUGCAUGUGCUUGACUACUGUACUAUGCAUCAAAAGAUGAUAUGAAAAGUUUUUCAUGUGUUUCUUAAAACUGCCACCAGAGGACAGUAUUCAACAAAUGUAUGCUUCAUGUACUUUGUAACCAUUCUUCUCAAUGUAUUUUUUAAUUCAAGGAUUUGUGUCUGACCUUCACACUAUAAAUUAAUGCAUUUCAGCAGUGGUUGA